Messenger RNA from Chaetomium strumarium, 8882 nucleotides. RefSeq lists its product as uncharacterized. The transcript is spliced from 4 exons. Gene Ontology annotation, molecular function: fatty acid synthase activity; 3-oxoacyl-[acyl-carrier-protein] synthase activity; phosphopantetheine binding. The record is from RefSeq and is a predicted model, not a curated record. NCBI's taxonomy places the organism in Eukaryota, Fungi, Ascomycota, Sordariomycetes, Sordariales, Chaetomiaceae. Bases 249 to 8756 code for a protein of 2835 amino acids. Gene Ontology annotation, biological process: fatty acid biosynthetic process; secondary metabolite biosynthetic process.
CAAGCAUGAAGCGUGGCCCAGUGCACGGCCGUGCGCGCCAGACCUAAGUCCUCUGACGGACGUAUUUAUGCGCAUAGGGUGUUGGGGGGAAAUGCUAGAACGUAGCCGCGCCCUUCAGGUGUAAUAGCAAAACAGGACUCGAAGCACCCAACAUCAACCGACUUCCGCAGGUCUCUUGUAUGCCUUGAGUUUUUGGAAGUCUUAUUUGCCUCUAUCCUUGGCAAUCUUACUCGUAGAAAGGAGCUAUCAUGACGAGCGUAACGGACUCCAACAACGGCUCCUGCCAGUCGACCAUUCUCCUUUUUGGACCACAUGUCGGCACCUUCACUAAGCCUUCGAUGGACAGGCUGGUCCGGCCGCUCGCUCACUCCAGCCACCGAGACUGGAUCCUCGACACAGUCGCCGGGCUGCCAACCUACUGGGAUGCGCUGACUGACAAGGUACCCAACAUCGCUGACGCAAUCCCAGGCCGACGGCAACUAGCCGAUCUCGAUUCAUGGUUGCGGCACGGCCUCGUCGACGUCGCGCAGGACGAUGCCAGCCUGUUGCCGAGCAUCGUGGUCGGACCGCUGGUGGUAUUCCUGCAGCUAGCUCAGUACUGGCGCUACCUCGAGCUCACACGGCCCGGAUCUUCAGAUCCACAAGCGGACUUGGUGGCACGCCAGAAGCAGCGAGGAGGGGCUGGUCAGGCUGAGGUGGAGUCUUUGGGUUUCUGUGCCGGGCUGCUGGCCUCGGUGGCCGUCGCGAGCGCCAAGAGCCGGCAGGAGUUCCGCCAGUACGGCGCCGUGGCAGUGCGGCUGGCGAUGCUGCUCGGAGCGCUGAUCGAUGCCCAAGAAGUGUGGGACAAGCGUCGCGGCAAGGGCGGUUCCGUGUCAUACGCGAUAGCAUGGCGUGGCCAGACGCAGGCUAACGAGGUAACGCGCAUCCUGGAGGGCUUGGCACCGGACGCAUAUGUUGCCGUCGUGUAUGACGAGGCCCGCGCCACGGUAACCACGUCCCGGCGCACGUCUGCUCUUCUCCUGAGCCGACUGCAGGCCGCGGGGGUCACGGCGGCCGAGAUCGGCAUCAAGGGCUAUAUCCACAGUCCGGGCGCGGACCGGAAGGACGAUGCCGAGCGUCUCGUCGACCUGUGCCGGUCUUUCGACGAUCUGCAGUAUGCCGACGCAGCCUCCCUCGCGCUGCCAACCUACAACAACCAGGCCGAGGGCAGACCCGUGUCCCAAGAGAGCGGCAACAUGACAGAGAUGGUGCUGCGCGCCAUCCUGGUGCAGCAGUGCAAUUGGUAUGGCACGUUCCGAGCUGCCACGGAGGGCGAGGGCAAGAAGCCCUUUGUGGUCACGUUUGGCCUCGAGCGUUGCAUUCCGCCCUCUCUGAUGCGGAGGCUCGGAACUCGCCAAGUGCACUUCGAGGACGACCAGGCAAAUCGGGACAUGCUCUUGGCUCCUACUGGUAGUCCUCCGCCUCCCGCAGCUCCUAGUACCAGCAGCAGUAUCCAAGCGCAGCCGCAACAUGCUCAUGGACGCCUCGCCAGUGACGACAACACGGAAGCCAUAGCGGUGAUUGGCAUGUCGGUCAAGACCGCCGGCGCCGACGACUUGGAAGAGUUUGCCGAGAUGCUCAAGACGGGCCAGUCGCAGCACGAGCCGAUCACGCGGGAGCGGCUCAUGCACGAUAUGCUGUUCCGGAAGGCAGCAGACAGCGGCGGGCCCAACAGCCGGUUCUACGGCUGCUUCCUGCGGGACGCCGAUGCGUUCGACCACAAGUUCUUCAAGCGAAGCCCGCGCGAGUCGGCGGCCAUGGAUCCGCAGAGCCGUCUGGUGCUGCAGGCCGCCUACCAGGCCGUCGAGCAGUCGGGCUACUUCACCGAGACACCGCCCGUGCGCGACGACGACGGCGACGACGGCCGCGACAGGCGGCAUGUCGGCGUCUAUCUAGGCUCUUGCGGCGUCGAUUACGAGCACAACAUCACCUGCCACGAGCCCAAUGCCUUCACGGCGACAGGGGCGCUGAAGAGCUUCAUCACGGGCCGCGUGUCGCACUACUUUGGCUGGACCGGCCCGUGCAUGACGUUUGACACGGCGUGUUCAUCCUCGGCCGUGGCCAUCCACACGGCCUGCCGCAACCUGCUGUCGGGUGAGUGCACGGCGGCGCUGGCGGGGGGGUCCAACAGCAUCACCAACAUGCUCUGGUUCCAGAAUCUCAGCGCCGGCAGCUUCAUCAGCCCGACGGGCCAGUGCAAGCCGUUUGACGACGCCGCCGACGGCUACUGCCGCGCCGAGGGCCUGGCCUUUGUGUUCCUCAAGAAGCUGUCCGACGCGGUCCGUGACGGCAACCCCGUGCUGGCCACCAUCGCCAGCACCGCCGUCUACCAGAACCAGAACUGCACGCCGUUGUUUGUGCCCAACUCGCCAUCGCUGUCGGCCCUGUUCAGGUAUGUGAUGCGCCAGGCAGGUGUCGCGCCCCGCGACGUGUCCCUCGUCGAGGCCCACGGGACCGGCACGCCGGUCGGAGACCCGGCCGAGUGGGAGAGCAUCCGCCUUUCGCUCGGUGGCCCGGGCGUCGGCCGGGACAAGAAACUGCCCGUCGGCUCGGUCAAGGGCCACGUUGGCCAUACCGAAGGCGCGUCGGGCGCCAUUGCGUUGGUCAAGAUCGUCAUCAUGAUGCGCGGCCGCUUUAUCCCUCCGCAGGCCAGCUUUACCAAACUGAGCCGCAAUAUCGAUGCGCGGCCCGACGACAUGAUGGAAGUGGUCACGGAACUGCGGCCCUGGGCGGGCGCGCACAAGAUCGCCCUCCUCAACAACUAUGGCGCAUGCGGCUCCAACGCAAGCCUCAUCGUGACCGACCCGCCGCCCCAAUGCUUGCCGGUGCCGAUGCGCAGCGGUAGUGGCGCCUGGGAUCGUGCGGAAGAGGGGGCGAGGCGGUAUUAUCCCUUCUGGAUCGCGGGCCUCGACACCCGGGCCAUUUCCGCGUACUCGGCCAAGCUGGUGGCAUACCUGCGGUCAUCAUCCUGGUGCCCCCGACAGGACAUCACGCUGGCCGACAUCUCCUUCAACGUGAACCGGCAGUCCAACCGCGGCCUGCCGCAAGGCUUCAUCUUCCGCUGCCGCUCGGUGGCCGAGCUGCACGAGAAGCUGGACCAGGCCGCCGGCGUCGCCCGCUCCGGGAACCGGCUCGACCAAGACGCCGCGGCGGCAAGCGUCGGAAUUGCGCCAGUACCAGCCGAGCGGCCCGUCAUCCUGUGCUUUGGCGGCCAGGUGUCCGGCUUCGUCGGGCUUGACCGCGGGCUCUUCGACAGCGCGGUCGUGCUGCGCCGGCACCUGGACGACUGCGACGCCGCCGUGGCCUCCCUCGGGCUGGGCAGCAUCUACCCGGACAUCUUCGCGCGAGAGCCGGUGCGGGACCCGGUCAAGCUGCAGACGGCGCUGUUUGCCCUGCAGUAUGCGUGCGCCAGGAGCUGGCUGGACUGCGGUCUCCGGACCAAGGUCGCCGCCGUCGUGGGCCACAGUUUCGGAGAGAUCACGGCGCUGUGCGUGGCCGGCGUCCUCGGUCUGGAGGAUACGGUGAAGCUCGUGGCGGCACGGGCCGGGCUGGUGCGCGAUGGCUGGGGUGACGACCCGGGCGCCAUGAUGGCCGUGGAAGCCGCCGACGAGACGCUCGUCCGUGAGCUCCUGGAGGAGGCGAAUCGCAUCCGUGGCGCGAACGGCGCUGCCCGCGCCCAGAUUGCGUGCUACAACGGCCCACGGAGCUUCACCGUCGCCGGGUCGACCGGCGCCGUCGAGGCGGUGCAGACAACCAUCACCUCGGACCCCGGCAGGUUCGGGGCGGUCAAGAGCAAGCGACUCGGCGUGACGAACGCCUUCCACUCCGCCCUCGUCGACAGACUGGCGGAUGGGCUAGGGCAGGUCGGGAAAGAGCUCACCUUCCACCCACCCUCGAUUCCCGUCGAGCGCGCCACGGAAGCACCGUCCGACGCAAGCCAGACGGACUGGAGGUUCGUGCCUCGACAGAUGCGUGAGCCUGUCUUCUUCCACCACGCGGUGCAGCGCUUGUCCCAGCGCCACCCGCAAGCCAUUUUCCUCGAAGCGGGCUCCAACUCGACCGUCACCGUCAUGGCAGCCAGGGCCCUCGCCCAAAGCCAGCCUCCGCGCUCCUCCUCGUCGAGUCACCACUUCCAAGCCGUGUCCGUCACCAACUCGGACACGGGCGUCGACGGGCUGGUGGACGCGACGGUUUCGCUGUGGAACCAGGGCUUGCGCGUCUCCUUCUGGCCACAUCAUGCCCUGCAGGCGCAGGAGUACGCGCAGUUGCUGCUGCUGCCGCCUUACCAGUUCGACAAAUCCUCGCGCCACUGGCUUCCCAUCAAGUCGCCCCUCGAGGCGAUCAACGAGGCGGCAAGGGCCCUAGUCUCCGGUGGUGGCGAGCUCGCAGGAGCUCCACGGCAGCUGCGCCAGGAUCAGAACCAGCCCAAUACUAGCGAUCCCAAGCGGCUGGGUCUGUGGCAUUUUGUCGGGUACCAAGACAGCGGGAGGAGGAGGAGGAGGAGAACGGCGCGCUUUCGCAUCAACACAGAAUCGGAGAAAUACAGGCACUUCGUCCUGGGCCACGUCAUCGUGCAGACGGCGCCGAUUUGCCCCGGCACGCUCGAGUGCGACAUCGUGAUCGAGGCGCUGUUCAGCCUCCUCCCGGACGCUCGCGCGUCGGGUGUGCAGCCCGAGGUGCGCGACAUGGUGAACCACACGCCCAUCUGCGUGGACCCGACCCGCGUCGUCUACCUGGACCUCUCGCCCCUGGACAGAACCCGCACACAGUGGCGCGCGCACAUCUUCAGCACCAACGAGACGUCGGUCGUUCACGUUCUUCAAACGCACGCCGAGGCCCGCGUCUCCAUGCGGGCCCCCACCGACGCCGCCUACCUCGGCGCGUUCGGCCAGCUCGCCCGCCUCGUCAGCCACGCGCGCUGCCUCGAACUGCUCAACCUCGGCCUCGACAGCGACGGCGUCGAAGUGCUGCAGGGCCGCCACGUCUACCGCUCCUUCGGCGCCAUCGUCGACUACGCCGACAUCUACCGCGGUGUGCGCUACCUCGUGGGGCGCGGCGCCGAGUGCGCCGGCCACGUGCAGCUGCCGCGGCACCUUCGCGGGAACACGUGGCUGGACGUGCCGCUGAGCGACAGCUUCAGCCAGGUCGCCGGGCUGUGGGUCAACCUCAUGACCGACCUGCCGCCGGGUGAUAUGUACAUCGCCACGGCGUGUGAGCGGUCGAUGCGCGCCGCCGUCGUGUCGCCGCCCCGGGAGGCGACCGACGUGUGGCAUGUCUACGCGCGCCAUGCGCCACAAGGGGGGGACAAGGGGUACCUGUCGGAUCUGUUUGUCUUUGAGGCCGCGACGGGAGCGCUGGUCGAGGUCAUGCUCGGCGUGCACUAUGGCCGGGUGGCGAAGGCGUCGAUGAGCAGGAUGCUGGCGCGCAUGACGACCGACGAGUCGGUGCUGCGCGCCAACCCCAAGGUCUCGCAGCCCCCUCCGCGCACCGUCGCCACUGCUGCUUCCAAGCAGGGAGUCAGCACUACGACCAGUCCUAGUCGUAGUAGUAAGAAACGGGUGCAAAAGAAGGGCAAGGGCAAGGGCAAGGGCAAGGGCAAGGGCAAGACAUCCUCGGGCCGGCGGGACAUCACCGACGAGGUACGCAACCUCGUGGCCGGCGUGUCGGGCAUCGAAGCCAGCGAGAUAGAGCUCGACUCGGAGAUGGCCGACUUCGGCAUUGACUCCCUGAUGGGAAUGGAGCUGGCGCGGGAAGUGGAGCUGGCCUUCCGCUGCAAGCUGGACCAGGCCGAGCAGAUGGAGGCUACCAGUCUGCGCAAGUUUGUCGCGUGCGUAGCAAAGGCCCUUUUUGGCCCGGACGCGGAAGGGGACCAGGACAGCUCGGUUGACGAUGAGGACGAGGACGAGGACAAAAGCGAUUCCUGCGCCACGACUGGCGAAGGCGGGACAUGGUCGUCGGAGGCUGGCCAGGAGGACCCAGUCAAGAGCUCAUCCGGUUCAGGGACUCCGGACUCGGGCAUCUACAUUCCUCCUCCCCGGCAGAAGGCAGCCCAGAAAGGAGCCGAGCACGUUUCGAGCAAGCCCCUGACAACACCAGGUCCAGCUACCGUGCCACCGCCGGCCGUGAGCACCCUGGCACUGUUGCCAUCAGACGUGCUCGAGGCCUUCGGCGAGGUCAAGCUGGCUACGGACAGCCUCAUGUGCGAAUACCGGAUUGACAAGACCGAAACGGCCCAUAUGGCCGGAAGCAACCGUCUCUGCGCGGCGCUCGUCGUCGAGGCCUUCGACGAGCUCGGCUCGCCCCUCCGAACCGCCGCCCCCGGCCAGCGGCUCGACCGCGUGCCCUUCCUCCCGCAGCACGAUCGGCUGGUGCAGUGCCUGUACGAAUUCCUCGAGCGCGACGCCCGCCUCAUCGACGUCGACCCCGACCCCGACGCCGCAGCCGGCCAGCAGCUGACACGCACCCACAUCGCCGCCCCGCGCAAGACGAGCGACGCCGUCCUCCAGGAGCUCCUGGCCGCCCACCCAGAGUUUGCCGUGCCCAACCGGCUGACCUACUACGCUGGCAAGCAGCUGGCGGGCGUGCUCAGUGGCCGGACCGACGGCAUCCGGGUGCUCUUCGGCAGCCCGGAGGGCCGCGAGCUGACGGCCGCCAUGUACUGCGAGCACACCUUCAACCGAAUGAAUUACGAGCAGAUGCGUCGCGUGGUGGAGCGCUUGGCCGAGCGCCUCCAGAGUCGGGCCCACGGCGGCGGCGCCGCGGCAGAGGAGACGGGGAAGACGCUCAAGGUGCUGGAGAUGGGCGCCGGCACGGGCGGCACCACGCUCGUCAUGGCGCCGUUUCUGGCGUCGCUCGAGGCGCGCGGCAUCCUGCGCGUCGAGUACACCUUCACGGACCUGUCGCCGUCCAUGGUCGCCAACGCGCGUCGGCGGUUCGGCAAGCUGUAUCCGUUCAUGCGGUUUGCCGUGCACGACAUCGAAAAGCCGCCGGCGCCGGAGCUGCGCGGACAGCACCUGGUGCUGGCCAGCAACGCCAUCCACGCCACGCACAGCCUGGUCGUCUCGGCGGCGAAUGUGCGGCAGGCUCUGCGGGCCGAUGGGUUCCUCAUGAUCCUGGAGAUGACCGAGGUGGCUCCCUUCAUCGACCUUGUCUUCGGUCUGCUGGAGGGUUGGUGGCUGUUCGACGACGGGCGGACGCAUGCGGUGGUGCCGGCAGAACACUGGGAGCGCGACCUACAUUCGGCCGGCUUUGGCCAUGUCGACUGGACGGACGGGCAUCUGGCCGAGAACGCGUUCCAGAAGGUCAUCAUUGCGUUGGCCUCCGGGACCCAGGGGGCGCGCCUGCCGAAGCCAGCUCCGAGGCUGACGACCGAGCUCGACAGAGGCGAGGAGGUGGUAUUAGCUCGUACCGCCGAGGCAGACAGGCUCGUCGCGAGAUACUCAGCGGGCUGGGCCACGCCAAGACUGCAAGCCCUCAGCACGCAAAGGGAGAAAAAGCAAGAGCAGACGAAGCGUAGCAGGGUUAGCAAGGUGGCCCGCGACGCUGUCGUUCUGGUGACAGGCGCCACCGGGAGCCUAGGCUCGCAUCUGGCGCAGAAGCUAGCCGAGAGCCCUGUCGUCGCGCAGGUCGUGUGCCUCAACCGCCGCCACAGCAGCAGCGGCGGCCUAUCUCCCGACAAGCGACAGCAAGAGUCGUUUCUAUCCAAAGGCAUUGUGCUCUCGCCAGGGGCACGUGCGAAGCUGCGUGUCCUCGAAACCGUCACGUCCCAGCCGCACCUGGGCCUGCCACCGCACGAGUACAACUGGCUCGUGCAGAACGGCACCCACAUCGUGCAUAACGCGUGGCCCAUGAGCGGCACGCGGUCCGUCGGCGCCUUCGAGCCGCAACUACAGACCAUGCGAAACCUGCUCGACCUGGCGCGCGAGAUGGCCACUGCUACUAGUAAUACUCACGACGAUAGCAGCCCCGGCAUCCGCGUCGGAUUUCAGUUCGUCUCGUCCAUCGGCGUGGUCGGCUACGCGGGGGAGGCGCGCGUGCCCGAGCGCCGUUUCCCCCUUUCGGCCGCCCUUCCCAGCGGCUACUGCGAGGCCAAAUGGGUGUGCGAACGCAUGCUGGACGAGACGCUACAUCGGUACCCGGGCCUAUUCCGACCCAUGGUGGUGCGGCCGGGCCAGAUUGCUGGGUCCUCCGCCAGCGGGUACUGGAACCCCGUCGAGCACUUUGCCUUCAUGGUGAAGUCGGCCCAGGCCCUGCGCGCAUGGCCCGACCUCGACGGCGUGUUGCAGUGGAUUCCCGUAGACCACUGCGCCGGUGUCGCUGCUGAUUUGCUCAAGCUCGGUUCUGUUGCUGCCGAUGAUGAUGUCCCGGACGCAUAUCCCGUCUACCACAUCGACAACCCCGUCGGUCAACGGUGGAAAGACAUGUCGCCUGUGCUGGCCGCCGCGCUGAACAUUCCGCGCGAGGCUAUCAUUCCCUUCAAGAGCUGGAUCAAGCGGGUCCGUCGGUCGCCCCUGCAUAUCGAGACAGAGAACCCGGCAGCUCGUCUUGUUGACUUCCUCGACGAACACUUUGAGCGCAUGUCCUGCGGUGGCCUGAUUUUAGACACGACUAAAGCGAAGGAACACUCCCCUACGAUGGCGAGAGUGGGCCCCGUAAGUGCCGAGACCGCCCGUCUCUAUAUAGUGGCUUGGAAGCAGACGGGGUUUUUGCAUUGGUAAAUGGUUUCAAGUGUUAGAACAACAAAGGAAGCGGAGAGGGGAUACUCUGAUGGGUUUCUUUUCAUUAAAAGGGGCUAAUUAAUGGAUUUUAGUCAGUUAGUUAGUAGUUAUGACAGCUUAUUUGGG